AUGGUGGGCCUGACAGCCUCCGACGUGCACCCCACCAUGGGGGUCAAGAUCUUCUCAGCUGGGGCGGCGGCCUGCCUGGCAGACGUGAUCACCUUCCCGCUGGACACGGCCAAAGUCCGGCUGCAGGUCCAAGGCGAAUGCCCGAUCAACAGUCCUGUGAAGUAUAAAGGUGUCCUGGGAACCAUCACCACCCUGGCAAAAACAGAAGGCCCAGUGAAACUCUACAGCGGGCUGCCUGCCGGCCUUCAGAGACAAGUCAGCUUCGCCUCCCUGAGGAUUGGCCUCUAUGACACGGUCCAGGAGUUCUUCUCAGGGUCAGAAACAACUGCUACUUUAGGAAACAAGAUUUCGGCGGGUCUGACAACGGGAGGAGUGGCAGUAUUCAUCGGGCAACCCACAGAGGUGGUGAAAGUCAGACUCCAAGCGCAGAGUCACCUGCACGGUCCCAAACCUCGCUACACGGGGACUUACAAUGCUUACAGAAUCAUAGCAACGACAGAAGGCUUGACGGGGCUUUGGAAAGGGACGACACCCAAUCUGAUGAGAAAUAUCAUCAUCAAUUGCACAGAGCUGGUGACCUAUGACCUCAUGAAGGAGACGCUUGUGAAAAACAAAUUGAUGGCAGAUGACGUGCCCUGCCACUUGGUGUCAGCUCUCAUUGCUGGAUUUUGCACAACACUUCUGUCCUCCCCGGCGGAUGUGGUGAAAACCAGGUUUAUUAACUCUACACCAGGACAGUACACAAGUGUGCCUAGCUGUGCAAUGACAAUGCUCACCAACGAAGGACCGACAGCUUUUUUCAAAGGAUUUGUGCCUUCCUUCUUGCGACUCGCAUCCUGGAACGUCAUUAUGUUUGUGUGCUUUGAAAAGCUGAAACGAGAAUUAACGAAGUCAAGGCAGACCGUGGACUGUGCCACAUAG
This is a messenger RNA of Carlito syrichta (Philippine tarsier), 921 nucleotides long. It is a transcript of the gene UCP1, whose product is annotated as uncoupling protein 1. The record is from RefSeq and is a predicted model, not a curated record. The transcript is spliced from 6 exons. Gene Ontology annotation, cellular component: mitochondrial membrane. Lineage: Eukaryota; Metazoa; Chordata; Mammalia; Primates; Tarsiidae. The coding region runs from base 1 to 921 and encodes 306 amino acids. Gene Ontology annotation, molecular function: oxidative phosphorylation uncoupler activity. Gene Ontology annotation, biological process: mitochondrial transport; adaptive thermogenesis; mitochondrial transmembrane transport.